Molecule: messenger RNA, 1806 nt
Organism: Ricinus communis (castor bean)
Lineage: Eukaryota; Viridiplantae; Streptophyta; Magnoliopsida; Malpighiales; Euphorbiaceae
Product: galacturonokinase
Exons: 14
Coding region: 363-1661 (432 amino acids)
Biological process (GO): galactose metabolic process
Cellular component (GO): cytoplasm; cytosol
Molecular function (GO): galactokinase activity; ATP binding
Source: RefSeq, a predicted model, not a curated record
ACGGAUUGGUGAGUGAUAAACCAGCAGUGUACCGUAUCAUAUAAGGAGCCCAUCAUUUCGUGAAAACAUAAAACUUUCAGCUGUAGCUUUCAGGAGAAUCUUAGGAUGAGCCCAUUUGAACCAUACCCUGGCCUGACUGACCCACCCUUAUAUAGAGGAAAGAGCAAAGAGUUAAUGGGAGUAAUUGGCACUCAAAAUAAUGCAAUCAGCUAGAAUGAAUGUGACAUUUUAACAUAUAUAUAUAAUUAUUUUUUAUUUUUUUAUUUUUUUUUUUGCAUUUGUAUAAUCAAUCAAUCAAAACUACAAAAGCCCCCGUUUCUGAAUUAGAUUUGGUUUUCUUUUUUUGGUGAGGAACUUGAAGGAUGAACACAGAAAGGAGUUGUUGGCCUAGUGAAGAUGAGCUCAACGAAAUAAGGGAAGUGGUUUCUGCGAUGUCGUCUGGGACAAGUCCUGAGCAAGUUCGAGUUGUUGUCUCUCCUUAUAGGAUCUGUCCCCUUGGUGCUCACAUUGAUCAUCAGGGCGGAAUUGUUUCAGCUAUGACUAUUAACAAAGGAGUUCUUUUGGGUUUUGUUCCUUCUGGUGAUCCCCAGGUCAUAUUGCGUUCAGCACAAUUCCGUGGAGAAGUUAGGUUCAGUGUGGAUGAAGUUCAAUACUCAAGACCAAUCGGAAAAAAAGAUGAGAACCGUGCAACUGAUUCUCAAAAAGUGAGAGAAGAUUCUAACUGGGGAAAUUUUGCGAGAGGAGCUCUCUAUGCACUACAGAGUAGGGGAAACUCUAUUAUUCAGGGCAUCACAGGGUAUAUUAGUGGUUCUGAAGAUUUUGACAGAUCUGGGCUUAGUUCUUCUGCUGCUGUUGGAGUUGCUUAUCUGUUGGCUUUGGAAAGUGCAAAUAACUUAACUUUUCCUCCUACUGUAAAUAUUGAAUAUGACCGGAUUAUUGAAAAUGAAUAUCUUGGCCUGCGAAAUGGCAUACUGGAUCAAUCAGCCAUACUGCUUUCAAGUCAUGGUUGCCUAACAUGCAUGAACUGCAAGACUAAAGAACACAAGCUUAUACAUCCAUCAAAGUUGUUGAAGCCCUAUAAAAUAUUAGUGGCAUUUUCGGGCCUUAAGGAUGCUUUAACCAACAACCCUGGGUACAAUAGCCGGGUUGCAGAGUGCCAAGAAGCUGCACGAUUUCUACUCAAAGCUUCUGGUAAUGACAACUUGGAGCCUCUUUUAUGCAACGUUGAACUAGAGGCAUAUCAAAUGUACAAGCAGUGCAAGUUGGAACCUAUUUUAGCCAAAAGAGCAGAACAUUUUUUCUCAGAGAAUACGCGGGUUAUCAAAGGUUUUGAAGCUUGGGCUUCUGGCAACAUAGAAGAAUUUGGGAGGCUCAUUUCAGCUUCUGGUUUAAGUUCUAUUCAAAACUAUGAAUGCGGUUGCGAGCCAUUGAUACAACUCUAUGAGAUCCUUCUAAGGGCUCCUGGCGUAUUUGGGGCACGGUUUAGUGGUGCUGGAUUUAGAGGAUGUUGUGUUGCAUUCGUAGAUGCUAAUUUUGCAGCAGAAGCUUCUUCUUUUAUCAAGGAAGAGUAUCUUAAGGCUCAGCCUAAAUUGGCUACUCAAAUCAACCAACACUCAUUAGUAAUAAUAUGCGAAGCAGAUCACUCUGCGCGUUUAAUCUGAUUUUGCAUUCAUCUAUUUCAUUAAUUCUUUUGCUCACAACUGAAGGGUUGAUGGUGAUUAAUACAAGAAUGAUGGGACACAUGAAGUGUUGAAAUUAAGAUGAUGAAUUGUAUAUGUAUUAUGUAUAUGAAUUCUGAUUUUUACA